Messenger RNA from Durio zibethinus, 3238 nucleotides. Lineage: Eukaryota; Viridiplantae; Streptophyta; Magnoliopsida; Malvales; Malvaceae. The record is from RefSeq and is a predicted model, not a curated record.
AUCAUGUUAAUAUAUUAAUAUUAAUUCAAUUUGGCUUGAUUAAAACCCUAGCAAUUGCCGGGGGUCAUUCUUUAUUCGUUUUUUCAGAUGAUGAUUUUUUCUUUUGCAUACUUUUGUUUAAGUUUUUGUUUUUUUUUUCCCUUCUCUGCCCCACCCACGUGUCCCACCGCUUUCAUUAAUCAUCCCUUACCCUUAUCUAUUCUCUAAUGUGGCCAUGGGCUGUGUUGGCGCUUGGGUGAAAGCUUUUUUCUUCAUCAAAUUCCGUCAAUCUUCACUCCCCAAGCGACUUAUUCGCUCAUCAUCUCUCUUCCACACUACAUGAGCUGCGCCACAUCCCUGGUCCAACAUAACCACAGCCAGCACUUCGCGAGGACAACCUCGUCAGCCUGCACGUUAUCUUUUUAGCAUAAGUCUUGGCAUUUGAGUGGGUUCAAGUUCAACACUCUUGUAAUGUAAGUGUACAAAAAGUGACCAAAUUCAUUCUACAGUGUUAACUUCUUUUAUAUAAAUAAUGCUUACAGAAGAAAAUGAAACUAACCCAAAUAUUUCUGUCAGUUAAAGGUUAAUUCUUUAAUAAUUCGUUUGGUUAACGAAAAUGGAAAAUCAAAUUUCGGGUGAUUUGAUUUUAGUUUUAAUAAUGAACACCCCCAGCAGUGAGCUUUCUUAAGUGGAGAAAGGAAGCCAUGGAAUUUUUGGUAAAGCCAUUCCCUAUCCAAACCUACUUAAAGCCCUUCAUUUUCAUUCCCAAACAAAUUCAUGAUCUUCCAUUAGUAAAAUUAAGAGCUGGGUUUCGAAUUCCGAAACAAAAGCUAGAGUUUCCAAGAAGAAACUGUGCAAGUUUGGGUAAACAUACUAGUAUUAGUGCUAGGAAUGCUGUUAAUGAUGAUCAACUGGAAGAAUGGGAAUUGGAGUUUGUUGGAGAGCUUGACCCAUUUGGUUGUGAAGCACCCAAGAAGAGGAAAAAGCAAGAGAAAUCUAGAUUGCUCGAGGAUACUGAGGGGAUGGAUUGGUGUUUAAAGGCUAGGAAAAUGGCACUCAAAUCUAUUAAAGCUAGGGGACUAACUCUAGAAGUUGAGGAUUUAAUAACUGCCAAAAAGAAGAAAAAAGAGAACAAGAAAAGAUUCACAAACAAAGAUAAGCUUAAUAAAGAAAGCAACAAGAUUGAAGAAGAUUAUGAUUUUGAUUUUGGGGAAGAUGUUAGCUCAGAGAAUUUUGAUAACAAAAUUGAUGAUAGUAUUCAUCAACUUCGAGAGAAGGUAAGUAUGAUGGCUGGUGGGAUGUUUUUAGAGAAGAAGGAAAAGGCAAUGGAAGAGUUUGUUCAGAAGCUAGCCCAAUUCUCUGGGCCAUCUGAUCAUAAGAAAGAAGUUAAUUUGAACAAAGCUAUAAUACAAGCUCAUACUGCAGAAGAAGUCUUGGAGAUUACUGCCGAGAUGAUUAUGGCUGUUGGGAAAGGUCUGAGCCCUUCACCUCUUUCCCCUUUAAAUAUUGCCACAGCACUUCAUAGAAUUGCUAAGAAUAUGGAGAAAGUAUCAAUGACCGGUACUCGCAGGUUGGCAUUUGCUCGACAAAGAGAAAUGUCGAUGCUUAUAGGUAUUGCAAUGACAGUCCUUCCAGAAUGCUCCGCUCAAGGUAUUUCAAAUAUUUCGUGGGCACUGUCAAAGAUUGGAGGGGACCUACUUUUUUUGUCAGAAAUGGAUAGGGUUGCAGAGGUGGCCUUGACCAAGGUUAAGGAGUUCAAUUCUCAGAAUGUUGCUAAUAUUGCUGGUGCCUUUGCUACAAUGCGGCAUACUGCCCCUGCUCUUUUUGUAGAGUUAGCAAAGAGGGCGUCAGUCAUAAUUCACACUUUUCAAGAACAGGAGCUCACUCAGCUGUUGUGGGCUUUUGCUUCUCUAUAUGAGCCUGCAGACACCUUGCUUCAAGCUAUGGAUACGGUUUUCAAGCAUGCCAACCAAUUUAAAUGUUGCUUAAGUCAUGAAACCUCUAACUGUGAUGAAGAGAGCGGUGUAGAAAACAGUAGAGAUAUUACAUUUGGAGGAGUUUCAGAUCCUCCUGUGCUCACCUUAAGCAGAUAUCAGCUUGGUAAUAUAGCUUGGUCCUAUGCUGUUUUUGGACAGGUGGAUCGAAUUUUCUUUUCUCAUGCAUGGAAAACUUUGAGCAGUUUUGAGGAGCAAAGAAUUUCAGAACAGUAUAGAGGGGAUGUUAUGUUUGCUUCUCAGGUUCUUCUGGUGAAUCAGUGCUUAAAGCUUGAGUACCCACAUCUUCAUGUAUCUCUCAGGGCCGACCUUGAGGAGAAAAUUAUUCAUGCUGGAAAAACUAAGAGGUUUAAUCAAAAGACUACUUCAUCUUUUCAGAAGGAGGUUGGUCGCCUUCUUGUUAGUACUGGCCUUGAUUGGGUUAGAGAAUACUCUGUGGGUGGGUAUACUGUGGAUGCUGUUGUGAUUGAUAAAAAGGUUGCUUUGGAGAUUGAUGGACCAACACAUUUCUCAAGGAAUAGUGGAACACCUUUAGGGCAUACCAUCUUGAAAUGCCGUCUUAUUGCUGCUUCUGGUUGGAAAGUUGUAUCAUUGUCGUAUCAAGAGUGGGAGGAACUUGAAGGGGAAUUUGAGCAGCUAGAGUACCUAAGGAAAAUUCUGAAAGAUCAGCUUGGCUGAAUUGAGGCAGCAAUGAUUGCACGAGGAGCUGGACUGAGUGGCUAGAGCUUUGAGGAAUUGAGUUGAAUAUGUGUUGGUAAGCACGUAGCGAGGAAGGAUAUUACUUAUUUUCAAUGAGAUUAUAUACGGUUCUUCCUUGGUCAAAAUGAUUACAUGGUAUUUAAUUAUGGAUGAAAGUGUAUCAUGAAAAUUCCAAGUAGAUCAUUGGGUUCUGCCUACUUUUACGAAAAGAUGUUCUUCUUGCUUAUGAAGAGGAAGAAGUUUCUUGAUAUGUUGUUAAUAUGUAACAAGGAGUAAUUAAGAUGAAGUUGUGUGUGGCUUGCUCCAGAAUUUUAAUGAUAAAGUGAGGUAGAGGCUCGCAAUAAUCCUACAGUUGAAUCUUGAUCGAGGAGGACCGGAGACAUGACUCUGAAGAGUACAUAACUUUGCCUUAUUGUUACUGGGCAAAUGAUAACGUUACACUUGUCAUACAUACGACAUAAAGGAUAUAUAUUCCAGUUAAUCAUUUACAAAUACGUGAAGAAUGAUCAAUUUAAAAUAAUAAAAUAAUUUAUGUUAGGGAAGCACGGACGGGUUCAUGAUUUAUA